AGUUUGGAACGUGUAGACUCUUACUGCCAUGGCUUUGCUGUCAAUAAUGGUCAUUUGGAUAGAUACUGAAGCAAACCUGGUGACCCAUUGUAAGAAACCCGCGGAACAUGACAAACCAGCUAAACACAUCUGAGCACCGUAUCGUAUCACUCUGAAAUGACUGCCAUACGUGGAGUAACUGGUUUAAUAAAGAAAAAUGAUAACAGCCCUGGUGAUCUGACACAUAACUACCACAAAAACCAAUGUCUAGCAGCUUGGCAACAGAGGCCGGUGUCAAAAUCAACAACCAACAAUGACACUUGGCAGCUCCAUGUGUGAUACUUGUAGCAGAAGGACUCGCCUUCACAACCAUCAGCAGUGAAGAUCCCACAACUAACUGGAAAGUCUUGGUCUGUCAAUCAUCUCAUACAUGGAAGGAUGCCAACAGACACGACACCUUGCAAAAUCACAAUAUUGUUUCAAUGUCUUCAAAUGCGGUGUACACAGUAAACAGGAUAAACAUUGUUGGGUCAGAUUAGUCUGUCUAAUCAAUUGCAGUACAACAAGAACCGGAGUCCCUUUUCUUUAUCAAUCCACUUCUGAAGCCAUCAUUUCAUUCGAUUCCCUUUGCAGGCACUUGCAUGUGGAAAUCGGGAGUUCCAGCCCAUAAAGUCUCAAUAUCUCACCGACAAACAGAAUGGACUGGUCCUGCAACUAACAACUGAAACAAUAAUAAAACAAAAACAGGAGUUUCAAAGAGUUGCUGCUGCCAGCCAACAAAGUGUGCCAGUUAGAAAUGAGGAAGUGCCACUCUUCCGUGUACAGAUUAGAUACAAGGCAAAUCUCUUCGGACUGUUCUGUCCGUAUACAGAGUUCUUCUGGCUAGUGAAAGGAGGCAUUCCCGGUGUUCGCACAGGGUUGAUUUUCUGCUUGAGGAAGCAUUAAUGUACAAACAAAGAGAAUGGGGAUGUGUCGAAAGUUGCUCUCCUUUGUCGAGAUCCUUGUAGGUUUGCAGCAGAUCGCCGGUGCCUUCUAUGACACUGCUCUGUUGAUGCUGGUCCAGGAACGUUCCGGUUCCAACUCCACAACAACUGGAAGCCGAGACCAGCAGCAAGCCGCAAUCUCUCAGUUCUACAUGAUCUACAUUCCCCUGCUGAAAAUUUCCUCUCUCCCCGUCACCUACUUCCUGGCUUGUCAAGGAGACAAGAAAGGCAGGAAGAUCACCAUUUGGGUGCCCCUGGUAGGAUACCUAGUGUCCAGGUCUCUGCUGCUCUUUGUGAUCCUCUUUGACCUCCCCUUGCAGGUGAUGUUUGCUACUGCUCUCCUGAAUGGUCUGAGCGGGGAUUCAGCUGCUUUCCGGGCUGGGGUCAUGGCAAUAGCCUCUGACACCUCCUCACGGGUGAAGCGAUCAGUUAGCCUUAGUAGAAUUGAGCUGGCCUACGGAGUGGCAGGAAUGAUUGGCAGUAUCGCUUCCGGCCACCUCUUCGUUUAUUUCAAAAUCUCACACGACCAAGGUGCUGGGCUGAUGGCCUUCAGCUGUCUUUUUUAUGCUCUAAGCUUAGUUUAUAGCAUCUUUAGGUUAAAACCCACACAGACUGAAAAUGGUGGCUAUGGCAGCCUUCUAUAUCAAGGAGAGCGUGAAAAUGAUGAUCAACUUCCUGAUCCAGAGGAGAUAGCUUGGAAUCGAUGUCAAGAUGAAACAUCAAUGCUGUUGCCUAAACAGAAUAACGCGAGGAUUCAGGGUAUUCUUGGCGGUAAUAUGUCCGUGGAUAAAAUCACACUCGCACUGCUGUUCAUAACUGGAGUUUUGUAUGGUUUGGGAUUACGUGGGCCAGUAGAUAUGCUGCCCAUAUUUGUACUGAAGGACCCUCUGAAUUGGAAUGCUGUCUGGGUCGGUUACGGCAAUGCAGUGGGGUAUUUUAUCUUCCUCACCAGCUUCUUCGGAGUCUGCACGCUUUCCAAAUAUUUGAGGGAUACUUCUUUGAUUGUGAUGGGAAUGGUGUCAUUUUCCAUCGGGAUGCUGAUCAUGGCCUUCACAAAGUGGACCUUCCUUUAUUUUAUUGGUGAGUUAUUUCAUUGGCUGAGUACCUGA
Chiloscyllium plagiosum (whitespotted bambooshark) is the source of this 2071-nucleotide messenger RNA. RefSeq names its product solute carrier family 46 member 2-like. The record is from RefSeq and is a predicted model, not a curated record. Gene Ontology annotation, biological process: transmembrane transport. Gene Ontology annotation, molecular function: transmembrane transporter activity. Gene Ontology annotation, cellular component: membrane. NCBI's taxonomy places the organism in Eukaryota, Metazoa, Chordata, Chondrichthyes, Orectolobiformes, Hemiscylliidae.